Messenger RNA from Suillus subalutaceus, 1265 nucleotides. RefSeq names its product Rhodanese-like domain-containing protein. NCBI's taxonomy places the organism in Eukaryota, Fungi, Basidiomycota, Agaricomycetes, Boletales, Suillaceae. Bases 1 to 1008 code for a protein of 335 amino acids. The transcript is spliced from 6 exons. Gene Ontology annotation, cellular component: mitochondrion. Gene Ontology annotation, biological process: transsulfuration. The record is from RefSeq and is a predicted model, not a curated record. Gene Ontology annotation, molecular function: thiosulfate-cyanide sulfurtransferase activity.
AUGUUGCUGGCCUUGCUGAGUCGGAAUGGCGUGAAUGUAGCUGGGAAACGCUUUUCGAUAACUUCCUUGACGGUCAAGAGGGCUUUUUCAAGAUCGAUGUCGACGCCAUUGUUGUUAUCACCAUCGCAGCUGCAGCAGUUGCUGCCUUCUACUGAUACCAAACAUGUAUCGAUCCUGGACUCUAGCUGGUUUAUGCCCAAUUCCCCGCGGAAGGCCAAUGAGGAAUUUCAAGAGAAGCGCAUCCCUGGUGCGCAGUUUUUGGACCUUGAUGAGGUGUCCUCUCCCCAUGAACUUGGCCUCAAACAUAUGAUUCCGAGUGAACGUCACUUUGCCGAUGCCUGCGAGGCCUUCGGAAUCGACCCCACUUCUCAUGUAAUUUUAUAUGAUACGCAUGGAGUAUUUUCAUCACCACGUGCACUCUUCAUGUUUAGAGCGUUUGGCCACGAGAAAUCGAGUAUCCUCGACGGAGGUCUGCCACGUUGGGAGGCAGAGGGUUUUCCAAUUGAGGCUAACGCCCCAGCUCGUACCAGUAAAUCCGUUUAUCCCACUCCUGUCUUCGAUAAGGGAAUGAUACGGUCCUACGAUCAAAUGGUGUCAAACUCAUUUACGGAUCUUCACUCGGACCCAGCCGUUGAGCUCGUUAUUGACGCUCGUUCCCGUGGUCGCCGCGGCCAAGGCUUAUCAUCUGGUCACAUUCCUCAUUCGUUCUCAUUGCCAUUCACUGCAUUCCUGCAGACUCGUAACAUCCCUAAUUCGUCCGUACAAUACACCACCUUCCUAUCUCUUCCGGAUUUACGGAAUGCAUUGGUGAGCCACGUAGGCGAUCACGCGGAAGCCGUCAUGCAAGGCAAACGACCAAUCAUCACAUCCUGUGGAAGUGGUAUGACUGCGGGAGUCCUCUGGUUAGGACUGAAGUUAUUGAGUGUCCCAAAUGUAGCAUUGUAUGAUGAGUCUUGGACCGGAUAUGCGAGUCGGGCAUCUAGCAAGAUCGAGAAGGCGGAAAACUAAAUCUUCCCUUUUUUUUAAUCCUUGCCACAAAUAUGGAAGACCUUGAAAUGUGUUCUCGUUGAAAUCAACUAUCUGUCAUUAUGUUGGUGCGUCAUAUACAUGAGCUACUAAUGUGGUGCUACAUAACCAUUUGCUAUUUCCAUGUUUUCCUGCUAUUAAUGUGGACCUAAGAUAUACAGUGAUCUGCCGAAUCCUCCACGGCUAAAAAUACGAUACUCAACAAUUACCCACGCUGUCCGUGGAUUAACAACUUUUUU